Helianthus annuus (common sunflower) is the source of this 414-nucleotide messenger RNA. RefSeq names its product sphingosine kinase 2-like. The coding region runs from base 1 to 399 and encodes 132 amino acids. Gene Ontology annotation, biological process: sphingosine biosynthetic process. Gene Ontology annotation, cellular component: intracellular membrane-bounded organelle; membrane; cytoplasm. NCBI's taxonomy places the organism in Eukaryota, Viridiplantae, Streptophyta, Magnoliopsida, Asterales, Asteraceae. The transcript is spliced from 4 exons. The record is from RefSeq and is a predicted model, not a curated record.
AUGAUAAAAUCUCUUCUCGAUUCAGCUGGUCAACCCUGUACAGCUGCUUAUGCUAUGCUUGUUGUCAUUCAAGGGCAUAAACGCUCUCUGGAUGUAGCCACAAUCUGGCAAGGGCAGUCUAGAUUUUUCAGUGUCUUGAUGCUUGCAUGGGGACUGAUAGCUGACAUAGAUAUCGAGUCUGAGCAGUAUCGGUGGAUGGGAAGUGCUCGAAUGGAUUUAUAUGUUGAUAGAAGAUACAAACAAUAUUAUCAUCAAAUGCAGAUAAUUAUAUCAUCAUUACAAGUAAUUGCUGAAGGUAGAGCAGCAAAAACCUACACAUCACUCGCACUCGAGACCAAUUCAUGCCGUUUUCGGUGCUUGAGAGAUGCAAUCGACAGCCAGGUAACACGUUUUCAAUAACUUUUUUUCAGUAAA